ACCAUGUCGCUCGCACACGCAGCUGCAGAAUACAUGCUGUCAGAUGCCUUGCUGCCGGACCGCAGAGGCCCCCGCCUCAAAGGACUGCGCCUGGAACUUCCCCUGGACCGAAUGGUCAAGUUCAUAGCUGUGGGCUUCCCCUUGUUGCUGAUGUCUCUGGCCUUCGCCCAAGAGUUCUCCGCCGGGCCUCCCAUCCGCUGCUUCUCUCCCAGUAACUUCACCAUCCGGCAGGCCGCCUACGUGGACAGUUCCUGCUGGGACUCACUCGUCCACCAUGAACCGGACGAGCUUGGCCCGCACAAGAUGAAGUCCCUGUGGCCUCACAAGGCCCUCCCCUACUCCCUGCUGGCCCUGGCGGUGGCCAUGUACCUGCCGGUCCUGCUGUGGCAGUAUGCGGCCGCGCCGGCCCUCAGCUCGGACCUGCUCUUCAUCAUCAGCGAACUGGACAAAUCCUACAAUCGCUCCAUCCGCCUGGUCCAGCACAUGCUGAAGAUCCGGCAGAACAGCUCGGACCCCCACGUUUUCUGGGAUGAGCUGGAGAAGGCUCGGAAAGAACGAUACUUUGAAUUCCCCUUGCUAGAGCGGUACCUGGCAUGUAAGCAGCGCUCACAUUUCCUAGUGGCUGCCUACCUGCUGAGGAACUCACUCUUGCUCCUCUUCACCUCAGUCAUCUACCUGUACCUUGGCCACUUCCACCUGGAUGUCUUCUUCCAAGAGGAAUUCAGCUGUUCCGUCAAGACAGGGCUGCUAGGUGAUGAGACCCACAUGCCCCAUCUGAUCACGUGCAGGCUGACCUCUCUGUCGGUCUUGCAAAUUGUUAGUCUCUCCAGUUUAACAAUAUACACGCUGUUGGUUCCAGUGAUAAUAUACAACCUCACACGACUGUGUCGGUGGGACAAACGACUCCUCUCCAUCUACGAGAUGCUCCCAGCUUUUGAUCUCCUGAGCAGAAAGAUGCUGGGAUGCCCCAUUAAUGACCUCAAUGUGAUCCUUCUUUUCCUCCGAGCCAACAUCUCUGAGCUCAUCUCUUUUAGCUGGUUGAGUGUCUUAUGUGUUUUGAAGGACAUGACCACCGAGAAGCACAACAUUGACACAGUGGUCGAUUUCAUGACAUUAUUGGCUGGCUUAGAACCCUCAAAACCUAAACAUCUCACCCACAGAAUAGGUGAUGAAAACCCAUAG
Molecule: messenger RNA, 1182 nt
Organism: Mustela lutreola (European mink)
Lineage: Eukaryota; Metazoa; Chordata; Mammalia; Carnivora; Mustelidae
Gene: PANX3
Product: pannexin 3
Exons: 4
Coding region: 4-1182 (392 amino acids)
Biological process (GO): monoatomic cation transport; positive regulation of interleukin-1 production
Molecular function (GO): channel activity
Source: RefSeq, a predicted model, not a curated record